GACAAGCGGGGCGGCGCUGUCGCCAAGCGCCACUCUGCGCAUGCGGGUCUCUACGCUACGUCAGCCUUUUGGUCAGGUUUAGACCUACGUGGCUUUAGAGAACAUAUAGAGCUGCACGGCUAACGUCGCCUCAGACCUUCGUUUACGAACACAGCCAAAGCCAACAUGGAUCAAGUAAUGCAGUUUGUGGAGCCCGGGCGGCAGUUCGUGAAGGACUCCAUCAGACUUGUCAAAAGAUGCACAAAACCAGACAGAAAAGAAUUCCAGAAGAUUGCCAUGGCAACGGCGAUUGGAUUUGCCAUCAUGGGUUUCAUCGGAUUCUUUGUCAAACUCAUCCACAUCCCCAUCAACAAUAUCAUUGUUGGUGGUUGAAACUGUUGCAUCCUGAAGCUGUUUGGACCGUGAGAGCAUGAAGCAGUGUUGGGUGCUGGGACAGGAGUGAAUAUGUAAAUUCAUUGUUCUUUUUAUUUGUGCAAUUUUUUUUGGCUGUGUUAAUAAAUCAUAUAAAACUGUCAAUUCUCUUUUUAAUAAAAAGGCUAAUAGUUG
Messenger RNA from Pygocentrus nattereri (red-bellied piranha), 546 nucleotides. It is a transcript of the gene sec61g, whose product is annotated as SEC61 translocon subunit gamma. Bases 166 to 372 code for a protein of 68 amino acids. The record is from RefSeq and is a predicted model, not a curated record. NCBI's taxonomy places the organism in Eukaryota, Metazoa, Chordata, Actinopteri, Characiformes, Serrasalmidae. Gene Ontology annotation, cellular component: Ssh1 translocon complex; membrane. The transcript is spliced from 4 exons. Gene Ontology annotation, molecular function: transmembrane protein transporter activity. Gene Ontology annotation, biological process: post-translational protein targeting to membrane, translocation; protein targeting.